CUAACAAUUUGCGCACAAAAUAGGAUAUUUUCCCAAAGCAUCUCACCAAAACAUUGCCUUUCUCACCCAUGGGGAGAAAAAUAGGGCAAAAUCGGAAAACAGCCACGCAAAUAUCUUCCUAGUUUCGACAUAAAUCUAACCGGUGAUCGACUUCUUUCCCUGGUCAUCUGCUGGCUGUGCCUCAUCUUCUUCAGCUUGCUAAUUCUCUUCGAGGUCUUUCAUGGGUUGAAAUCCCUGGUUAGAAUUUGACGAGGCGGAAGCUCUAUAUGGAGUGGGACAGCGAUCUAGAGGAUCCUAGCAGCGCUGAGGACGAGGCAGAGGAAGAGGUUGUGGGGGCUACGUUUCUACUGAACGGAGGCGGCGGGCUGUUUUCAGCCGCAGUCGAGAGCGCGCUCGGGUCGGCGCCGCCGUCGUACGGGUUGGUGGUGUCAGACGCGCUUGAGCCCGAUCACCCGAUAAUCUACGUCAACGAAGGAUUCGAGAGGGCAACGGGCUACCUCGCUGAGGAGGUCCUCGGCAGGAACUGUCGGUUCCUACAAUGCAGGGGGCCGUUUGCUCAAAGGAGGCAUCCGUUAGUGGACUCUAGAGUGGUAUCUGAAAUUAGGAGUUGCCUGGAAAAUGGCUCUGUUUUCCAGGGUAAUCUAUUGAAUUUUAAGAAGGAUGGGUCUCCAUUAAUGAACAGGCUACAGCUAACACCAAUUUAUGAGGAUAAUGAAACAACACAUUUUCUUGGCAUUCAAUUCUUCACGGAAGCCAAUGUUGAUUUGGGUCCUUUGCCUGGCAUUUUAACGAAAGAAAGCUUGAGGCCUAGCAGUCGCUCUACACUUGAUAAUUCAAUCUAUCGUCCUAUUGCAACUGUGCAUGGGAACAAAUGCCGUGAAUUUUAUGGUAUGCUUCAGCUGAGUGAUGAGGUUUUAUGCCAAAGCAUUCUUUCAAGGUUGUCCCCAAGAGAUAUUGCCUCUGUUGGUUCUGUUUGCAAAAGGCUAUAUUUUCUUUCUAAGGAUGAGAAUCUUUGGAGAAUGGUUUGUCAGAAUGCAUGGGGAAGUGAAACAACUCGUGCAUUGGAAACUGUGCCCGGAGCGAAAAGAUUAGGAUGGGGAAGGCUGGCACGGGAGCUAACCACCCUCGAAGCCGUGGCAUGGAGAAGAUUAACAGUUGGUGGCGCCGUAGAGCCAUCUCGAUGCAACUUCAGUGCCUGUGCCGUUGGAAAUAGAGUUGUUCUUUUUGGCGGGGAAGGCGUGAACAUGCAACCAAUGAAUGACACCUUUGUACUAGAUCUGAACUCCAGCAAUCCAGAGUGGAGACAAGUCAAAGUAAGCUCACCACCACCUGGACGAUGGGGCCAUACUCUGUCUUGCCUAAAUGGGUCUUGGUUGGUAGUAUUUGGUGGCUGUGGAAGACAAGGCCUGCUUAACGAUGUGUUCAUAUUAGACUUGGAUGCGAAGCAUCCUGCAUGGCGUGAGAUCCUUGGACUUGCUCCUCCGCUUCCAAGGUCUUGGCACAGCUCAUGCACUCUCGAUGGAACAAAGCUGGUUGUUUCUGGUGGAUGUGCAGACUCCGGUGUGCUUCUCAGUGAUACAUUCUUACUGGACCUCAUGGUGGAGAAACCUGUGUGGAGGGAGAUACCUGUUUCAUGGUCGCCGCCUUCGAGACUGGGCCACAGUCUUUCUGUCUAUGGUAGUGGCAAGAUAUUGAUGUUUGGAGGUCUUGCUAAGAGUGGGCCGCUGAGGCUGCGCUCUAGUGAUGUCUUCACUAUAGAUCUAAGUGAAGAUGAACCUCGGUGGAGGUAUAUAACUGGUAGUGGAAUGCCAGGCGCUGGUAAUCCUGCUGGGAUCGGUCCACCUCCUCGGCUUGAUCAUGUUGCGGUGAGCCUACCCGGCGGACGAAUUCUGAUCUUCGGCGGUUCUGUUGCUGGUCUGCAUUCAGCUUCCCAAUUAUAUCUUCUGGACCCAACAGAGGAGAAACCAACUUGGAGGAUACUGAAUGUGCCUGGUAGACCCCCUCGAUUUGCUUGGGGACAUAGUACCUGUGUUGUUGGAGGAACACGAGCUAUAGUGCUCGGUGGCCAAACAGGAGAGGAAUGGAUGCUAAGCGAAUUGCAUGAACUUACUCUGGCAAAUUCCUACUUGUGAUGUGAUUGCCAGCUGACCUGAAUAUUUUUACGAAAGAAACCCAUACCCCCACUUUGCAUGGUUCGGAAUAUUGGGUGAUCGGUCUAACUGUUGGUUGAAACAGUUGAAAAAUAUGUUUAGCCAAGUUAGAUGGGGUCGAGUCUUCUUUAAAAGGUUCACUUAGUUCAUGAUCUUCUUGUUUAUUUGAUGGCUUCUAUGCAUCUCUUGCAGCAUAUUACAACUGAUGCUUAUUAUGUAUCGGGCUUCAUUAAAGCUUGGGUGGGGUUUUUUUUUUUGUUUUUUUUUUUGCUUUUUAAGCUGAAGCACCGAUGCUGUUGAUCUGUUUAUUAUUGUAUAAACUCUUACCAAGAAAGUUGCUUGUUUGGCAUAUGAUAGUUGCAAUCAUCUCCUUUCAUUCAUGAAUUAUUCUUUGCGGACGUCAAAAGCCGUACAGAGCCCAAUGAAAAUGCGCCAUAUCACCCCUAUUCGGUACUACGGCUUGGUACCGAGCUUGGUACUGAGCUCGGUACUAAAUGGCGUGGCUGCACCUGUUUGGCCUCUGGACGAUAAGCUGUGUCUGGUGUCUGUAGAGAAUAAUUUCUCCUGAAAUUGUGUAUCUAUUGCAGACUAUACGUCAUCCUAUGUUUUUGUAUGUAAAUAUCCCUGAAUUUUUAUGCAUUAUGUGUGCAAAAGACUAGUUUCCUACAGUAUUUCUCAACA
Messenger RNA from Dendrobium catenatum, 2831 nucleotides. Its product is annotated as adagio-like protein 1. Gene Ontology annotation, molecular function: protein binding. The record is from RefSeq and is a predicted model, not a curated record. NCBI's taxonomy places the organism in Eukaryota, Viridiplantae, Streptophyta, Magnoliopsida, Asparagales, Orchidaceae. The coding region runs from base 267 to 2132 and encodes 621 amino acids. The transcript has 2 exons. Gene Ontology annotation, cellular component: cytosol; nucleus; SCF ubiquitin ligase complex. Gene Ontology annotation, biological process: response to blue light; circadian rhythm.